UAUCGUAGCCGCUCAGAGAGGCCGGAACGACCACGGCGGCAUCGAAUGAAGCUUCGACCUGAGUCAGCUGUAUUGUUUCACACAUCGACUCAAGAUGAGCAUAGAAACGACCGUAAUCUUCAGCGUGGGCGGACCGACAUCUGGCUGAUACACUGUCGCGCAGUUUUUGAGGUUGACGCCACCGGUGAGCUGAAGCAAAACCCAGCCACUUGCAUGGGAAUCUCGCCACUCCGGUAACCUCACUACCUACUCACAGAGGAGCAGGUCGUGCUGUGUAUGGCGUUCGUGUGUGUGUCGGGUGACAUCGUUACCUCAAAGCUGAAGAACGCCGCUCAUAAUGUAGACGAACGUGAGAGAGUGAAAUGUGAAAGGGGAGGGGUUCCAGCACGCGUUUCAAUGCACUGCAGAGUACUUUUAUCUGUCCUACUUCAGGCGAAUUCCGUGGUAAUCCGCACAGGGGGGGGGGGAAUAAAUACACCCACACGCACACACACACACGCAAAGGUAAGAAGCCGAGGAGGAAGGAGAGGGUGGAGCGAGAAGAUCCAUACAAGUAGGCAACCUGGACGCCCAUGUCUGUAGCACGUCGCGGCACUGCGGUAGACGCACCGCUUUUUUCUUCUCUUUCGCUACGAGCAAAGGCGGGAAAUGAGCGAAAAAACUAUGGUGCCUUAUUUCCCCUCUCUUCUCGCAUGCGUGUCCCUACAAGUGCAGUGCCGUCUGGGCUGCCCUUCACACUCCUGCUGACGCACUGUGGCUGCCCCUCGGUAAGCGCUGCUUUCCUUCAUUUGUUUCUGUACCCUUCUACAUGAGCAAAGCUCAUCCCUUUCCUUAUUCCCCCCUCUUCCCUGUUCUUCAGAGGCUACACCCACGGUGCUUGCUGUCGCAUACUCUUGUGGAGAUCUGAUACGACUCAGCGAACAGCAUCGUGGAGACCAACUCAAGCGAGCAAGUCAUCUGUCUCUGAGUGCCUUUUCCUUU
Molecule: messenger RNA, 981 nt
Organism: Leishmania braziliensis MHOM/BR/75/M2904
Lineage: Eukaryota; Euglenozoa; Kinetoplastea; Trypanosomatida; Trypanosomatidae
Source: the annotation of a RefSeq genome assembly